AUGACUAACUUUCAGAUCAUUUAAUUUUAUCAAUAUUGCCAUAAAACUUUGUUUUGUAAUUAAAUAAGAAACCUUCACUUUAUUUUGCUCAAUCAUUUUUGUCCUUUAUUAAUUAAGUUUCCCAUCAUCAAAGAAGAUCCUCAAUGCUUUUUUUUGGCAGCUUUCUGUUCAAUUAUAGAGUUAAGUAAAAAUGAUUAAAAAAUAUACAUAUAAAGAACAAUAAAAAGAAGAGCAGGUAACCAUAAAUUAAAAUAAAUUUAGCAAAGAUCAAUUAAAUAAGAGAAAGACGAUCAAUAAAUUUCUAAAGUCAAAAAUUGUUCUACAAAAUCAAUAAUCAAUUUUUUGAAAAUUAUUUGAUAUUUUCAUUAAAAAAUUCAUAAAACAAUAUAAGUGCUUUGAAAAUGAAAAUAUGGAUUUAUGAAUUUUAUAAUCGUUUUUAUAAUAAAAAUGGCAGAAUUGUGAAUAACAUUAUACUUGAAAAAUAUUGGUACAUCCUCAAUACGAAAUUCUGA
Molecule: messenger RNA, 512 nt
Organism: Paramecium sonneborni
Lineage: Eukaryota; Ciliophora; Oligohymenophorea; Peniculida; Parameciidae
Source: the annotation of a GenBank genome assembly